Messenger RNA from Anopheles stephensi (Asian malaria mosquito), 2881 nucleotides. Its product is annotated as DNA polymerase delta subunit 2-like. Gene Ontology annotation, biological process: DNA strand elongation involved in DNA replication; DNA replication. NCBI's taxonomy places the organism in Eukaryota, Metazoa, Arthropoda, Insecta, Diptera, Culicidae. The transcript is spliced from 4 exons. Gene Ontology annotation, molecular function: DNA binding. Bases 157 to 1524 code for a protein of 455 amino acids. Gene Ontology annotation, cellular component: delta DNA polymerase complex. The record is from RefSeq and is a predicted model, not a curated record.
CUUUUGCGCAAUAUAACCACCCUGUGCUGUCGUUUAGCUGUCAACGCUACUGUCAACAAGUAGGCGGCAAAAUUGUUUUGUUUUGGUAUUUUCGCGUUGCAUUCCUUUGUAGCGCAGUUCCUCCCGUUGUUAGCGAAGUAACGCACGUCCCCAAAAAUGUUGUUUCCCGAGGACACAAACUUUUCCAACCCUUCGGCCGACGGCGCACUUGAGCGACUAACAGUGCCGUACACCUACAAAUCGGAAUGUUUCCAUUUCGUGAAGAAAGAUUUCUCCAAACAGUUCGCUUUCAUCUAUGCGUCCCGGUUGGAGGAGAUGCUGAAGCUGUUGGAAGCGAGCGUACAGCGCAAGUGGGGCAGCGAAAUGCCGAUCAAAAGGCUGGCCGAUCUGCGUGAGGACUGUCCACAGAAGUGUGUUAUUAUUGGAACCCUGUUUAAGCACCAGGAACUGAAACCGAGCAUCUUGCGGGAAAUAUCGGAGGAAAAUCAGCUGGCUCCACAGCCACCCCGCUCGCACUACACGAACGAUAAUGAUAUUUUGAUACUGGAAGAUGCUCUGCAGCGUAUCAAGCUGGUCGGGAAGAUAGACGUACACUCGAUAGUGACGGGAGUGGUGUGUGCCGUCAUGGGAUAUGAGGAAAGCGAUGGACGGUUUUUCGUCGAGGAUCACAUUUUCUAUGAGGGAGGUCCUCAAAAAGAGUUACAGCCUCUGGAAACCUCUCCGUUGCUCGUUUUGAUGUCAGGAUUAAAUCAGACUGCUGCCAAUGAUUUUUCUCCUUCACUGGAACUACUGCAACAGUGGGUUUUUGGCAAUCUCGAAGGUCUCGUCGAGGGACACGAUUGGGAAGCGGCCAGCAUCGUACGCAUCAUCAUCGCGGGCAAUUCGGUGAAGGCGAGCUCGAAACCGAAAAAUCAUCUACAAUCGAAGGUCACCACCGAAACGGACGCUCUCCUUGGUGCGGUAAAAUCCGUCGACUCGUUGAUACACAAUCUCGCCCAAUCGGUCCCGGUCGACCUGAUGCCAGGUGAGUUCGAUCCGGCCAAUCACAUGCUACCGCAGCAAGCGAUGCACCACUGUCUGUUUCCGCGUUCGGUGCAGUUCAGUGCGUUCAAGGGUGUACCCAAUCCGUACGCCUUUGAGCUAGCCGAUCGGUACGUGGUCGGAACGUCCGGGCAGAAUGUGCAGGAUGUGAUGCGUUACUCCAAGAUACCGAACGCACUGGAAGCGUUGCGAGCAACGCUACGCUGGAGCCACAUCGUACCGACCGCCCCGGAUACGUUGCCGUGCUAUCCGUACUACCAACAGGAUCCAUUCAUUAUCGGCGACUGUCCGCACGUAUACUUUGCCGGGAAUGUGGGCGAAUUCAGUACGGAGCUGUGGACGGGUGCUAACGGGCAACAGACGCGACUGGUAUGUGUGCCUUCGUUUUCGGAAAACCAAAGCAUCGCUGUCGUUAAUCUGCGAACGAUGGAAUGCCGCAAGAUUAGCUUCAAAAUGGAUGGGUUGGAAGGAGGAGAGGAGUGAGGAGGAGGAAGAGGUAGAUUUUAAGUUCUCUUUCCAUCAGUGUGUUCAAUACAAAGCUACGAUAAGAUCUGGUAAGAAUAAUUCUGUUCAAAUGUUCGAUCGAGUUUCACCUUAAACGCAUUAAAAGUCAUUAAAAAAAUACUUUCUCUUCCUUUAAAAUUUCUUUCAUCUCACGCCCAAAACACAGCACAAAGCUUUAACAUUGGAAUGUGAUUUUAUUUUCACAGCGCACACUUGUACGGUGGCGAAAUCUACGAAUUUUGCUUACGUGGUUGUGGCCCAUAUUGAUCAGUUUUCGUUCUACAAACAUUCACAGAUACACGACUAGGAUUGGUAGAUGUAAGAAUGGAGAUGUAACUAAACUUUUACAAUGCAUUUGGCACACAUACACACAUCGAUGCAGGAUACGAAUGGAAAGGGAAAGCGUGAGUGUGGAAAACGAUAUUGCGACAGGGCGUCCACAGGUCCACAUGUGCCGGGACGAUGGAUAUACUGGAGAUGAAAACGAGUUUAUUCUGUUUGAAGAAGGAGCGAAAACAUGAUUCCCCAUUCUAGUGUUACUUACGCUAGUUGUAAUGCUUACGAGCUACGAUGCAAUGUGUUGUUGCAGAUUUAAAAGCGAAUCAAACUUGCUUAUCAGAUAGCUUAAUGUACAUGUAAUGCUUUAACAAAGCUUACUACUACACACUGAGACCACUUCCCAGCACAGCUUUGGCUGACAAUUUACACUUCCGUCCUUUUAUGAUGCCUCUUCACAUUUGUUGGUCUGUUUCAUGCAGUGAAACGACCAGUUUUCUACAACAAAACUAUUGAAAAAAAUAAUAUUUAUGACCAGGCCAUAUUUCUUUUAAAAUCUUCUGACCAAAUUAUGUUAUUUUUGAAGUUGGAAAAUUUGGAAAAAUGAAAUAAUUCUAAACGUCUUAUAAGAUGUCCGUGAGAUACUAUAUUGAGGCCCUUGCAAUGGCGGAUCAACCAAGGAACGGAAGGGCCGCUCGCGAUCUCGUCAGUAAGGAGGGCCUCGCCCGCUAGGGAAAUCAUAAUGAUCUUACUCACAAACGAGUUACAAUUGCAGGGGCCUCAACUGCCAUUCCUCUUGGGGCCUCCAAAGUCAUGUUCCGCCACUGGGUUCUUAGCUACCAGUUUCUUGCUGCUGUUUUGUUUAAGCAAGAUUGUUCCAAUGAGAACAAAAUUGAGUUACUGAACUAGCCCGACCUUCAUUUGGGUGUGAAUCUAAUCUACUUUCAUUAUAACUAAAUUAAGCGUAAUAUACAAUAAUAUAAUAUUAACAGAACUGGGGCCAAAUAUGUACGGCAAUAAUUAGUUUUUAGCAAUACAUUUCUUAUGGCUCUCUUGAAAA